AUGCCACCCGGGAAUGGCAUUUUCACUACUAUUGAAGCUCAUGCUGUCUCCUCCCCUUUUGCUUUACAAGAUCUUAUGGCAAAAUGGCUGUUUCGGCGUCUCAAAUUUCUGACCGCUGAUUCGGACACCAUCGUCUGUUCGUCAACACAAUUCCUGGAGAAGCUUAAAGGAGUAAGUCUCUUGCCAAAUGGGGUCACGGUGUCUUCUGAUGUCACGUCCCUCUUUACUUCUGUCCCCCAGGAUCUGGCAAUCGAGACCGUCGAGCUACUCCUACGAAGCAAAUACAAUGAAACCGAGAAUCGUCUCGGACAUGCCCGGGUCCUUCAGCUCGUAAAGUUCUGUCUGAGGACGUACUUCGCGUUCGACGAGACAAUCUACGAACAGGUGAAGGGCACACCAAUGGGCUCACCGAUUUCGGGAUUCAUCGUUGGGGCGGUCCUACAACGGUUAGAGUCACUAGUCUUUCAACACCACAGACCGAGAUUCUGGACUCGGUAUGCGGAAGAUACCUUCGGCGUCAUCGAACGGGAUCAGUUGUUAAUGUUCAAAGAACGUCUCAAUAGCGUCUUCCCGGACAUACAGUGCGUGACCUAUCUCAUGAAAUGUUGGCUGAAAUUCUGA
Spirometra erinaceieuropaei is the source of this 621-nucleotide messenger RNA. Lineage: Eukaryota; Metazoa; Platyhelminthes; Cestoda; Diphyllobothriidea; Diphyllobothriidae. The record is from the annotation of a GenBank genome assembly.